This is a messenger RNA of Acanthosepion pharaonis, 1050 nucleotides long. The record is from the annotation of a GenBank genome assembly. NCBI's taxonomy places the organism in Eukaryota, Metazoa, Mollusca, Cephalopoda, Sepiida, Sepiidae.
AUGAAUUUUGUUCAGUUUUUUAUUUUAUUAUCAUGCUCUUCUUCAUUUUUUCUUCAUCAUCAUCAUGAAUUUUUUCUUUUUCUUUCAUCACUGUCUUUUUCUUCAUUUCAUCAUCAUCACUAUAAAAUUUCUUCUGCUUUAUUUCUUCUCUGUUUUCAUUUUCAUUUACUUUUUACCUUCCCUUCUUUUAUCAUCAUCAUCAUAAUUGUUGGUUUUCUCCUUCAUUUUUUACAUUUGUCAUCAGUGUGUUGUUUUUGUUUCAAUUCUUUAUUAUUGUCAUCAUUCUUGAUUUUCUUCUUCAGUUUUUCAUUAUCAUUGUGUUCUUUUUCUUCCAUUCUUCAUCAUCAUCAUUAUCAUCAUAAAUUAUUUUCUCUUUCAAUUUCUUUUUCAUUAUUAUUAGCAUUUUCUUCUUUACAUUCUAUUUUUUAUCAUCAUUAUUAUCAUGGAUUUUAUUCUUCAAUUCUUACUUUUAUUAUCAUAUCCCAUUUCAUUUAUGACUUGUUUCUUUUUCUUUCUUUUUUCACUCAUAUUGCAAUCAUUGUUUUCUUUAUUCUUUUAAUAACUUUCCCCAUCUUCUUCAAUUGUUUUCAUCAACAUCCUCUUUUUUCUUUUCCAUUCUUUUUUGUUUAUCUUCUUCAUAAUUCUAUUCCUUCUCUCAUUUAUUUCUUUUCUCUGCCUCUCUUUCUUUCUUUCUUUCUUUCUUUCUUUCUUUCUUAUUCUUUCUCCCUUUCUUUGUUUCUACCUCUCUAUGUCAAUCUUUUUUCUUUCUCUCUCCCUUUCUUUAUUUCUCUUUCUUUCUAUCUCUCUCUGUCACAAUUUAUCUCUGUUUUUCUCUCUUUAUUUCUGUUGUUUCCUCUUUCUUUCUUUCUUUCUUUCUUUCUUUCUUUUUCUGUCUGUCUGUCUCUCACUCUUUCUUCCUUACUCUUUGUCUUUGUUUCUCUUUGUCCUUUUGUCUUUGUCUGUCUCUCUCACUCUUUCUCUCUUUCUCUUUCUCUCUCUCUCACCCUCUCUCUCUCUCUCUGUUUUAUCUUUGUUUCUCCUGUUCUCUAA